CUUUCUUUGGCUGCGAGUGGGAGAGGUUGACAGACCUGUCUUUUUUCCUCCCCAACCGUUUGUUUUAUUUCAUUUUAGUUCAGAGCCGGAGUGAAGGGCCGCUCCGUAGAUGGCCAGCUUUCCUCCGAGUGUUAACGAGAAGCUCAUUGGAAGGUCACGGACAGUAGGAGAACUCUUAGCUCCAGCUUCUCCUUUCGAUAAGAAGUGUGGCCGUGAAAACUGGACAGUUGCUUUUGCUCCAGAUGGCUCCUACUUUGCUUGGUCACAAGGCCAUCGCAUAGUAAAGCUUGUCCCCUGGUCUCAGUGCCUUAAGAAUUUCUCAUUGCACGGUGUAAAGAAUUUUGCCAAUUUAAAUCAUUCCAAGCUUUCAAGGCAGAACAGUGAUGGCGACCAGAAAAACAAGCCCUGUGAGCAAGUCAUAGAUUGUGGCGACAUAGUCUGGAGUCUUGCAUUUGGAUCAUCAGUACCUGAGAAACAGAGUCGUUGUGUGAAUAUAGAAUGGCACCGGUUCAGAUUUGGUCAAGACCAGCUUCUAUUAGCAACAGGCUUAGCCAAUGGACGCAUCAAAAUAUGGGAUGCCUAUACAGGGAAGCUCCUCCUUAACUUAAUGGACCAUACUGAAGUUGUCAGACACUUGACUUUUGCCCCUGAUGGCAGCCUGAUACUAGUAUCGGCCUCAAGAGACAAAACAUUACGAGUGUGGGAUCUAAAGGAUGAUGGAAAUAUGAUGAAAGUAUUAAGAGGACACCCAAACUGGGUGUAUAGCUGUGCUUUUUCUCCUGAUUCUUCCAUCCUUUGCUCUGUGGGAACCAAUAAAACAGUAUUGCUUUGGAAUAUGGAUAAAUACACCCUCAUCCGAAAACUGGAGGGGCAUCACCACGAUGUUGUAGCCUGUGAGUUUUCCCCGGAUGGAGCCUUGCUGGCUACUGCAUCUUACGACACCCGUGUCUACAUCUGGGACCCCCAUAUUGGAGCAAUAUUGAUGGAGUUUGGGCAUCUGUUUCCCCCUCCAACUCCAAUAUUUGCUGGAGGAGCAAAUGACCGCUGGGUCAGAUCUGUAUCUUUCAGUCAUGAUGGACUGCAUAUUGCAACACUUGCUGAUGAUAAGCUGGUUCGGUUCUGGAGAAUUGAUGAGGAUUACCCUGUGCAAGUUGCACCUUUAAAGAAUGGGCUUUGCUGUGCCUUUUCUACUGAUGGCAGUGUUUUAGCUGCUGGAACACAGGACGGAAGUGUGUAUUUCUGGACCUCUCCCAAACACAUUCCCAGCCUCCAGCAUUUGUGUCGGAUGGCUGUCAGACGGGUGAUGCCUACAAGAAAAGUGGAGACCUUGCCUGUUCCUUCUGCCAUCAUCUCUUUCCUUUCCUACCGGAGUUAGAAAAACCAUCGGAAAUGAAUAAAAGAGCAUCAGGCUUU
Messenger RNA from Thamnophis sirtalis, 1413 nucleotides. It is a transcript of the gene WSB1, whose product is annotated as WD repeat and SOCS box containing 1. Gene Ontology annotation, molecular function: protein binding. Gene Ontology annotation, biological process: protein polyubiquitination; intracellular signal transduction. Lineage: Eukaryota; Metazoa; Chordata; Lepidosauria; Squamata; Natricidae. The record is from RefSeq and is a predicted model, not a curated record.